Messenger RNA from Owenia fusiformis, 2410 nucleotides. NCBI's taxonomy places the organism in Eukaryota, Metazoa, Annelida, Polychaeta, Sabellida, Oweniidae. The record is from the annotation of a GenBank genome assembly.
UCUUCGGCUCAUUUUAACAAAUUUUGUAAUUUGUCGGUCAAUAUGUUAACUUUGCCGAAAAAGAGAUAGUUAUCUUUCCGUAAUGUCUUAGAAUAGCUACAAUGGUGGUAUAGGAGCACAUAUAUAAUCAAUUGAGUGCAAUAUAAACCAAUAUAUUGCUCACAUUGGUCUCGGGAAGAUCAAAAAUUUUUGAAAAAAUUGAUUUUUUCAUCCAAUUCAUUUCUCAAGUGGACAAAGAGCAAAGAACAAGAUAUUUAACAUCAUGGCUAUUGUAAAUCCUCCAAACGAUACUGGAUAUUUUGGAUGGGCGUACGAUGGAGUUGAUCACUCGAUAGCUGGUACAGGAGGGCCAGAGUGUAGGGACUUCAUUAGCCCAAAACAAAAACUAAUUGAGACGACUGUAUUUAUUUUGAUUUCUAUUCUUGAAAUGGCCUGGGCAUACCCACGGCUACAAGUACCAGACAAAGUGCCAUACACAGAAAGAUUCAAUGCAGGGAGUAAAAGACUAUUGUUAGUAAUAAUGUGUUUGACAUAUGGAAUAGAACUAGGGUUCAAGUUCGCCACGCGUCAAAUGAUUUGGAUCCUCAAUCCCUGUCAUCUAGUCACAAUGGUUCAGAUAUAUCUCCUGGCCGCCCCUCCAACCAAGCUUACAAUGGCUCUAUUCAGGAUGCAUAUGCACAUGUUCAGUGGAGCAACUCUAGCCCUUAUAUUCCCAGUAGUUAAUACAAGAUUGUUGCCGUUUGAAACCGCAGUAUAUUGGAUUCAACAUGGCAUGAUUAUCGUCAUCCCAUUCUACCUAAUGCGAAUAGGGGGACCAUUUAAGACAGAGGCUUUAAAGGAUAUGAAUUGGAUGAUCUUUACCUGUGGAGUUCUGUAUUUCAUAUACUGGUGCCCUAUCCAGUAUGCAGCAUACGUCUCCUGGGUAAAUAUUAACAGCAUGAUCUGCCCAGCUGUAUCUGACCCAUUUUAUGGCCCUUGGUAUCGCAUAUACCAUGGGACAUUACAGGGAGUCCUCAUAGCUAUACAUGGGAAAACAUAUACAGCUAUAGCCAAGAUUUUCCUACCUCCUCAAGUGGAGAGCAUACAAAAUGGCCAAGAAGUUGAUACCACAAAUGGCCAUGCCAAGAUUCAUUGAGAAUUAGAAAUCUUCAGGAUUUUAAGAAAUUUCAUGUCUCAAUAUUUGCCAGUGUACUGUAUCAUCUUGUGAACAUCUUGCGCAGGGUCAACUGGUGACAUGACAUCAUAAUGAGAUUUGUUCAUACAAAUAUAAGUCUGUCAUGAGACUUCAGAAAUGGUUAUUUGGUGAAGCGUUGUCUUUGUUUUUAAAAGUGAAUAUCUUGAAACUUCUAGAUGUGUAUGUACCUGUGUAUCGGUGCAUAUAAAAGGACACAGGGCUCCUUGAAGGAGAGGUUUCUGGCUCCGUAUUUGAGUGAAAAAUGCUUAAAAUAUGGAAAUAUACCAAUGAGGUAAUUGCUCACUAAAAUAUGGGGGUAAACAAAAUGCAAUACAAUACAGUUGACCCUGCAUGAUAUAAAACAAAACUUGAUAAUUUUCCUCACAUUUUUUCAUUUGUUUUAUAUAUCACAGUCUAUAAGAAAGAAGAGGUGUUAAACUUACCAAUGAACUAAAUUUAGAUCUAUAUUGUUGCCCAAUAUUUACUGGUAUUAACCCAGUAACUGAUUACCUGUUAAUCAUUGUGGUUGAAAUGUAUAUAAUAUGCAAUAGAUUCAACUACUAGCAUUGUUGUUUGAGAUGCAAUAAAGUGUAAUAUGUCAUUUGACCUUAUAUAGUAUGCUUUUCCAUACACCUGUUAGACGUGAAAUUAGUAUGUUGUCAUAACAUGGCAUAUGAUGAUAAAUGAUGCCUAUGAUGCAUUGUAAAAUAAACUUUAAUUUUCAUGGACAUGUAAUUGAUAUGUAGUUACAUAAUGAUAAAUGAUGUCAUAUUAUGAUUUAGUGUAAUGAAAUAUCACUUCAAAAAGGAAAUGUCGCAAACCGGUGACUUGUACUAUUCUAGUAUGGUGUCCUAUAAUGAUUCCAUACAAUGGUGGCAUGUACCUAUUCAUUGUCAGUCAGUUAUGUAAUGAUUAUAAUUAAUUGUUGUUAUAAGUUUGUUAAAAUGUAUAUCUUCCAUAUGUGUGGUGUAAUGUAUAUUUCAAACAAGGGCUUAAAAACUAUUACAUCUUUGGGAAGUCAUGUUUUUGAAAUAGUAUUUUAGAAAGUAUUUUAAACCUAAUAUUAUAGGUAAAUUCAAUAUUUUCAGCUUGUGUAUGAAUGUGCUAAUUUCCAAACUUUAUAUUAUAUAUUAUAUUUUAGGCCUUUUGUAACAAACAGAUAUAUUAGGUCGAACUGGUUCAGAAAAAUACAGUGAUAUGAAAUUAAAGUUUAACCUCCCUUCCUCAAAGAUCUAA